Molecule: messenger RNA, 1323 nt
Organism: Eutrema salsugineum
Lineage: Eukaryota; Viridiplantae; Streptophyta; Magnoliopsida; Brassicales; Brassicaceae
Product: F-box/kelch-repeat protein At5g49000
Exons: 1
Coding region: 34-1194 (386 amino acids)
Molecular function (GO): protein binding
Source: RefSeq, a predicted model, not a curated record
UUGAGAAGUCUCGUCUCGUUAAUAUCGUCGCCAAUGUCGUCCCCAGAGAAGAAGAAGAAACUGUUGCUUAAUCCAUUGCAGUUUCUCCCACAAUCAACGCCAAAUCGUAGAUCUCUCGUCUCGUUAACUCCGUCGUCGAUGUCUUCCCCAGAGACGAAGAGAAAGAAACCGUCGUUUCUCUCACAAUCGACGCCAAAUCUGUCACUUCCCGAUGAUUUGCUCCUUAGCUGCUUCGCACGGGUCUCGAAAUUGUACCACCCAUACCUCUUCUUAGUCUCCAAGAGCCUUCGUUCUCUCCUUGCUUCACCGGAUCUUUACAAGACGCGUGCCCUCUUAAACCGCACGGAGAGCUGUCUCUAUGUGUGCUUAAGGUUCCUUCCUGACCCUAACCCUAACCCUCGAUGGUUUACUCUCUCCCGGAGACCUAAUCGAACCCUAACCACGAAGAAGAAGAAGCCAAGUGACCAUCUUUUGGUUCCAUUCACAUCUCCCCAUUAUACUCCUCUUCGGUCGAGCUACGUCGCUGUUGGUUCUGACAUCUACGAAAUUGGUGGACUCAUCAAUGGCGUGCCUUCCGCUAGGGUCUCGAUCCUAAACUGCCGGUCUAACACGUGGCACAAGGCUCCAAACAUGGAGGUGGCGAGGGAGCACCCACACGCCAUUGCUAUUGAUGAGAAGAUACUUGUUAAAGGAGGACUUAGACUUCAAGACUCGAAUUUACCCAAGUGGAUAGAGGUAUUCGACCCGAAAACCCAAACUUGGAUGAUUGUGCCAUUUUUAUCUGAUUCUAAAGACUGGAAAUCACCUGAUGGGGCUGGAAUGGCGUGGCAGUCAGCUUCUAGUUGCGUGAUAGAUGAUGUGUCGUACAAUUAUUGUGAGGGACUGUUCAAAUGGUUUGACGAGAAGGUAAGAGAGUGGAGGAUCUUGAAAGGCAUGGAAGGACUGCCUAAGUACCUUUUUGGUCGGAAUAAUACUUCUUCUCAUGUUCAAUUGGUGGAUUAUGGUGGAAAGAUGGCGGUUUUGUGGGAUAGGCAUGAUAGUUCUAGUAAAAGUCAGGGGAGGGUGAUUUGGUGUGCGGAGAUAUCGCUUGAAAGGUGUAAUAGUGAAGAGAUUUCGGGGACAGUCGAGUGGUCUGAAGCUGUGCUUAAAGCCUCCUCUUUUGCAUUCGUCCAUGUUCUUGCCGCUACUCUUUGAUGAAAGAUCACUGAGAUGUGGUGGUAUUUGGUAAUGAGUAUUAUAAUCAUUUUGUUUUCAAUCUAGUGGAUGACUUGGGUCAUGUUUUAAACUUUGUUAAGAUUUUUAAUGGUUAACUUAUAUUUUUUA